Prorocentrum cordatum is the source of this 741-nucleotide messenger RNA. The record is from the annotation of a GenBank genome assembly. Lineage: Eukaryota; Dinophyceae; Prorocentrales; Prorocentraceae.
AGCCAUUUGGGCUCAAGCCGUUCUGGUUCGCACUUCUCCGCCUGAGAAAUCCGCCGACCUUCGCCUAGCUCUCUAUCGCCAGCCCUCGCGGCGCCAUGGCCGAGGAGGAGGGGCAGGAAGUGAUAUUCACUGAGAACACCGCCCCUGAUCGCGAGAUCUGGGACGAGAAGGGCGGCUUGAUCAAGAAGGGCGCCGCGGAGAUCGCGGAACGCGACUCGGACCACGUGCCCGAGGUAAAGAUCCUCACGACGAUGGGGAUGUUCGCGGUGCCCGUGACCGCGGAGACCACGGUUGGCGAGAUCCGGCAGAAGGUCCAGGAGUGGAAGCCCGAGUAUUCUUUGGAGCAAAUCGAGCUCGUCUGCAAGGACAAGGAUGCGUGGGGGCCCUUGUUCAACAAGACGUCGCGGCCGCGCGACGACGACGAGACAGUGGAGUCACUGUGGAGCGACUGGGACAUUCCGCGACGCAUGAUGCAGGUGGCUCUUUGGAUCAAGGAGAAGAAUGAGGAGACGGGCGAGUGGGAGAGCACCUUCUGGAAGAUGCUUGAAGAAUCCAAGUGUGACGAUUGGAGCUUCCAGGGGCACACGAUCUGAGGUGCCCUGGGACUCUCCGCCCUGAAUAAGUGCUGCCGUGCGCGUCGGCGCGUAGAUCAAUUCUCCCGUGCAUGGGCACUACGAGUCUUGUCGUUGCUGCUUGAUUGCGAAGAUGUUGAUGCUGAGCUGCAUCGUAGCAAGCUGAACA